This is a messenger RNA of Apodemus sylvaticus (European woodmouse), 1892 nucleotides long. RefSeq names its product glycoprotein IX platelet (gene Gp9). Gene Ontology annotation, molecular function: protein binding. Lineage: Eukaryota; Metazoa; Chordata; Mammalia; Rodentia; Muridae. Bases 18 to 878 code for a protein of 286 amino acids. The transcript is spliced from 3 exons. The record is from RefSeq and is a predicted model, not a curated record.
CGGUUGCAGUUGGACCCAUGUCUCCGAGAGGCUCAGCCCUGCGAACUGGCAACUCUGUGAGAAACAGGAAAGAGAAGGGCCUGACAGGUGCAAAAGACACCAUGAAGAGAAAGGAGCCUCUCUCACCAGCUUUAGAGAGAAGGAGGACUGUAAACAGAUGUCCACACCACACCUCAGGGAGGGGAGCACAGGACCGUCCCGUCGCCCGCGUCUAUAAAGGCAGCAGCCACACUGCCAGCUCCCACAGUUCUCACACACCACCACCAACAACUGCAGCCUUGACCAGGAUGACACCAGCUGCCAAAAGAUGUUUCCCAGCCAAGGCCUCACAGCCUGCCUGCUGGUUGACGACCUGCGGACUCCUGUGUCUGCUCUGGCCUGCGACCACAGAUACUCAGGCUUGCCCCAGGCCCUGUACCUGCCAGUCCUUGGAAACCAUGGGGUUAAAGGUGAACUGUGAGGGGCAAGGCCUCACAGCCCUGCCUGUGCUACCAGCUCACACCCGCCAGCUCCUGCUGGCCAACAAUAGCCUACGUUCAGUGCCACCAGGUGCCUUCGACCACAUGCCUCAGCUGUGGGACCUGGAUGUGACACAUAACCCCUGGCACUGUGACUGCAGCCUCACUUACCUACGCCUCUGGCUGGAGGACCACAUGCCGGAUGCCCUGCUACAUGUGUACUGUGCCAGCCCUGACUUGGCCACCAGGCGCCCACUGGGCCAGCUGACAGGCUAUGAGCUGGGCAGCUGUGGCUGGAAGCUGCCACCAUCCUGGGCCUAUUCAGGGUUGUGGUGGGAUGUGUCGCUAGUGGCUGUGGCUGUGCUGGGCCUGAUUCUGUUGGCCAGUCUAUUGAAUACAUUUACGGAGUCCCGGAACUGAGCCUAGCCCAGAAAACCAGGGAGAAUCCAGACCUACGCCAGGUCCCCAGACACAUCAUCUCCAGUCAGCCCAUGCCAUCAGAAGGCCACAGGGGGCGGCCUGAGGCCACCUAGUGGACAAAGACACUUGCUGCCCAGUCUACAGACCUGGGUUUGAUGCCCAGAAGAGAACUAAAGCUCACCUCCACAGCCUUGCCAUGUACACACACACACACACACACACACACACACACACAAUUAAAUGUAAUUUUAAAAGACAACAAUAAGCCGGGCAGUGGUGGCACACGCCUGUAAUCCCAGCACUCUGGGAGGCAGGCGGAUUACUGAGUUCGAGGCCAGCCUGGUCUACAGAGUGAGUUCCAGGACAGCCAGGGCUAUACAGAGAAACCCUGUCUCAAAAAAAAAAAAAAAAAAAAAAAAAACCAAAUCGGAAAAAAAACAGAAAACAAACAAACAAAAGACAACAAUAAACUCUCUGCACGGCCUUUUUGUAUGACCUCAAAAUAGUCAUUUUCUUAAGUCUGGCUUCUUCUAGAAACCUUGGUUCAUUCUGUUUUAACCUGGGCGCUGAGGCUACGCUCUCCUGGAGGUUUCCCACUAGUCAUACCAAUUCCAGAAUCUCUGGACAUCUUGAGCCAGGCCCUGGGUUCCACUCUCAUGACCUCUGCCAACAGCCUCUUUACACAGGCUUCCGCUCCCAUCCAGGCUCCAUAGAAGUUCACUGGGUAUAGCCGUGGGUGGGGCAGAGUGAACUGAAGAUGCCGGGGAGAGGGGUCUUUACGGCACUUUACCCAGUUGGUAUCUGAGCUUCUUUCCAGCAUUAGAGGUGGUGGGUCCUCCUUGCUUCUCCCCUGAUUUCUUUCCUCUUCAUACUCUCUACCUGUUUCUUUGUGCAAAAGAGAAAACAAUUCUUCCCAAAAUGCUGGCACCAGCAGCCUCCAAAGUCUGGGUCCCAUCUUCCCCUAAGCUGUAAUCAUCAGAUUUGUAUUCUGGAGAUCUCUCUCUCUCUCUCUCU